UAUUUAAAAAUGAAUUGUUAAAUUUUGGACGAUGGUUGAAAGUCAAAACCCUAAAACAAAGGCACUGUUUCAAUCGCAAUUUGGAAAUGGCAGAAGAAGCCGCAGCCGCAGAAGCACUGGAAUCAAUGUCCAUCGCUGAAUCAUCCACCCCAAUUUCAACAACUCCACAAUUGUUGAGUGCUGAGCAGAGAUUUGAGAUCGUUAGAAGCAUCGGAGAAGAGUGCAUUCAAGAUGAAGAACUCCUUAACCUCCUCGCCAAAAAACCUGAACCUAUUUGCUAUGAUGGGUUCGAGCCUUCUGGAAGAAUGCACAUUGCUCAGGGUGUCAUGAAAGCAAUCAAUGUGAACAAGCUAACAUCCGCUGGUUGCCGAGUCAAAAUAUGGGUUGCUGAUUGGUUUGCUAAGCUUAAUAAUAAAAUGGGUGGAGAUUUGAAGAAAAUUGAAGUUGUCGGUCGCUACUUGAUUGAAAUUUGGAAAGCUGUUGGGAUGGAUCUGGAAGGGGGGAAAGUUGAGUUUUUGUGGUCGUCAAAAGAGAUUAAUGCCAGAGCUGAUGAAUAUUGGCCUCUUGUGUUGGAUAUAGCUCAGAAGAACAAUCUUAAAAGGAUUAUCAGGUGUAGUCAAAUUAUGGGGCGGAGUGAGCAAGAUGAAUUGACCGCUGCUCAAAUAUUCUACCCAUGUAUGCAGUGUGCUGACAUUUUUUUCCUCAAGGCCGACAUCUGCCAAUUGGGAAUGGAUCAGAGAAAAGUGAAUGUACUUGCCAGAGAGUAUUGUGAUGUUAUUAAGAGGAAGAACAAACCCAUCAUCUUAUCACACCACAUGAUACCUGGUCUACAACAAGGGCAAGAGAAGAUGUCAAAAAGUGACCCUUUAUCAUCCAUUUUCAUGGAAGAUGAGGAGGCUGAAGUGAACGUGAAAAUAAAAAAGGCAUAUUGCCCACCAAAGGUUGUGGAAGGAAACCCAUGCUUGGAGUACAUUAAAUAUCUUAUUUUACCUUGGUUUAAAGAGUUUACUGUGGAGCGAAAUGCAGAUAAUGGAGGGAAUAAGACGUUCAAAAGCUUUGAAGAGUUGAUUGCCGACUAUGAAAGUGGAGAGUUACACCCAGCUGACCUUAAACCAGCUCUGUCAAAGUCAUUGAAUAAAAUUUUAGAGCCUGUGAGGGAACACUUCAGAAAGGACAGCAAUGCUAAAGAUCUACUGAAAAGGGUCAAGUCUUACAGAGUCACCAAGUAAUGCGCUUGUUAAAGACUGCGGACUAAUUUUACCAUUUCCAAGCAGACCCAUAAAUUUUCAUUGUUAUUAAUGACACUUCUUUCACUUGUAAAAUUUGGGGAUAUAAGACUUGUGAUGAAUAUUGAUGAGUCUAAAAUACUGUGGCAUGUGUUAGACUAUUCAUAUGUAGUUUCUUGGAUGCAUUUCUCUUACAAAGAAGAAAAAAAGCAACGAUAAAGUGCUUAAACUUAAGGGUAAGCUAGAAUUGAUGGUAUAUGAUGAAAUAUGUAGUGGUUUGAAAUUUUGAAAUCUUAUUCACUCACUUUAUUAUAUUUCACUUUAUUUCCUUCUA
Lathyrus oleraceus (garden pea) is the source of this 1560-nucleotide messenger RNA. RefSeq names its product tyrosine--tRNA ligase 1, cytoplasmic. Gene Ontology annotation, cellular component: cytoplasm. Lineage: Eukaryota; Viridiplantae; Streptophyta; Magnoliopsida; Fabales; Fabaceae. Gene Ontology annotation, biological process: tyrosyl-tRNA aminoacylation. The transcript has 10 exons. The record is from RefSeq and is a predicted model, not a curated record. The coding region runs from base 87 to 1229 and encodes 380 amino acids. Gene Ontology annotation, molecular function: ATP binding; tyrosine-tRNA ligase activity.